GCUCGCUCAUGAGGCCUGCGCCCAGCCGCCGGAGGAAGGGCCGCGGCGUCUCCCUGGGGCUCCUCGCCCUCUGCCUGGCCGCAGCCCGCUGUCUGCAGAAUGCUGAACCAUCCUGGCACAUCCUGGCAUCCCUAGGGUAAAUCCCACUUGACAGUGGUGUUUGAUCCUUUCAAUGUAUUCUUGAAUUCAGUUUGCUAAUAUUUUGUUGAGGAUUUUUGCAUUAAUGUUCAUCAGGGAUAUUUGCCUGUAGUUUUCUUUUUUUGUAUGGUGUGCUUGUUUGGUUAUGGCAUCAGAGAAAUGCUGGCUUGUAAAAUGAAGUUUGAAGGAUUCCCUCCUCUUCAGUUUUUAGGAAUGAUUUGAGAAGGAUAAGUACUAAUUCUUUAAAUGUUCAGUAGAAUUCACCUAUGAACCCAUCUGGUACUGGAAUUCUAGUUUAUUUGGAGUUUUUAAAUUACUGCUUCAAUUUCAUUACCUGUAUUCUGUUCAUAUUUCCUAUUCAUGAUUCAGUCCUGGAAAGUUGUGUGUCUCUAGGAAUUUACCUAUUUCUUCUAGAUCUUAUAAUUUGGUGUACAAUUGUUCAUAGUGUUCUCUUAUGAUCCUGUGCAUUUCUGUGGUGUCAGUUGUAACUUCUUUUAUUUCUUUUUCUUUAUUUGGCCUUCUCUCUUUUUUCCUUGAUGAGUUUGGCUGAAGCUUUCCUGAUUGUCAUUUCAAAAAACUGGUUUUUAGUUUCAUGCUCUUUUCUAUUGUUAAUCUCUAUUUCUUUCUUUUUUUUUUUCCUGCUCUGAUCCUUAUUGUUUACUUUCUUCUGCUAACUUUGGUCUUUAUUUGUUCAUCUUUUUCUAACUCCUUUAGGUGUAAAGUUGGAUUUUUUAUUUUGGAUUUUUCUUGUUUCUUGAGAUAGGCCUGUAUCACUUCAAACUUCCCUCUGAGAACUUUUUCUGCAUCCCAUAGAUUUUGGGAAUUUGUGUUUCCAUUUUCAUUUGCCACAAGGUAUUUUUUUAUUCUUUGACUUCUUCAUUGGUUGAUUAGUAACAUGUUGUUUAGUUUCCACAUGUUUGUGUAUUUUCCAGUUUUCUUAUUGAAUUCUAGUUUCAUACUAGAAAAAUAUGGUAAAGGUGCUUGAUAUGAUUUCAAUCUUCUUGAUUUUAUUGACUUCUUUUCUGGCCUAACAUCUCUCCUGGAGAAUAUUCCAUGUCAAUUUGACAGAAUGGAUAUUCUAUGGUUCUUGGAUGAAAUGUUCUGUAUAUAUCUAUAAAGUCCAUCAGAUCUAAUAUGUAGUUUAAGGUCAGUGUUCCUUAUUGAUCUUCUGUCUGGAUGAUCUAUCCAUUGAUGUAAGUGGGUAUUCCUUUAUGUUGGUUAGUAUUUGCUUUGUAUAUUCAGGUGCUCCUAUGUUGGGUGCAUAAAUAUCUACAAAUUUUGUAUCCUGAUUAAUCCCUUUAUCAUGAUCUAAUGCCCUUCUUUGUCUUUUGUUACAGCCUUUCUUUUAAAGUCUAUUUUGUCUGGUAUGAGUACCAGCUUUCUCUUCCAUUUGCAAGGAAUGUAUCUUUUUCCAUCCCUUCACUUUUGGACUGUGUGUGUCUUUAGAUCUGAACUGAGUUUCCUGCAGGCAGCAUAUAGAUGGGUCUUAUUUUUUAAUCCACCCAUCCUAUGUCUUUUGAUUGAAGGACUUAGUCUAUUUUAAAGUAAUUAUUGAUAGUUAUUUACUUAUUGCCAUUGCUAUUUUGUUGUUUGUUUCCUGGUGUUUUUGUAGUUCUUUACUCUUUCUUCGUCUCUUGGUCUUGUCUCUUGUGGAUUGGUGGCUUUAUGUUUGGGUUCCUUUGUCUUUGUGUGUGUAUCUAUUUUAAGUUUUUGAUUUGUUGUGACCAUGAGGUUCAUAUAUACUGACUAUAUAGAUAGCAGUAGUUCAGAUUUUGAAAGCAUUACAUUUUUACUACUCCCCCCAUCAUGUUUUAUGUUUUUGACAUCAUUUUACUUUGUGUAUCCCUUAACUACUUAUUGUAGGUAUACUUAGUUUUACUAUUUUUGGCUUUUAACCUUCAUACUAACUUUUUUAGUGGCUGAUUUACUGCCUUUACUAUAUAUUUGCCAUUACCAGUGAGAUUUUUUUCUUUCACAUAUUUUCUCAUAUCUAGUUAUGUCCUUUUUCACUUCACAAAGACUCAUUGAUAUUCUUGUAAGGCUGACUUAAUGGUAAUGAACUCCUUUAGCAUUUGCUUGUCUGGAAAACUCCUUGUGUCUUCUUCAUUUCUAAAUGAUAACCUUGCCGGGUAGAAUAUUAUUGGUUGGGAGUGUUUUCCUUUCAGUACUUUGAAUAUAUCAUGCCACUCCCUUCUGGUCUGCAAAGUUUCUGCUGAAAACUCAGACAAUAGUCUUGUGGGGUUCCCUUUGUAUGUGACUAUUUGUUUUUUCUUUUUCUACCUUUAACAUUUUCCCUUAGCUUUUGCCAUUUUAAUUAUAAUAUAUUUUGUUGUGGAUAUCUUUGGCUUCAUCUUGUUUGGAACUGUACUUCUGGACCUGAAGAUCUGUUUCCUUCUCCAGAUUAGGGAAAUUUCCAGCAAUAAUUUCUUCAAAUAAGUUUUCUGCCCUUUCUCUCUCUCUCUUAUCCUUCUGGAACCCCUACAAUGUGAAUGUUAGUAUGCUUAAUGUUGCCCCAGAGGCCCCUUAAACUAUUCUUGUCUUUUAAAAUUCUUUUUUCUUUUUGCUGUUCUUUGGGUGAUUUCUACCACUCUGUCUUCCAGAUUGCUGAUCUUAUCUGUUGUUGUUUCCCUCUGGUGCAUUUUUCAUUUCAGUUAUUGUAUUCUUCAGCUCUCUUGGUUCUUUCUUUGACUCUCUGUGUUUAUUUCUAUCAAUUUUGCAGGACAGCUGCUUCUUCUGGUCUUGAAGGACUGGCCUUGUGCAGAAAAGUCCCCUGUGGGGGUCCUGUGGUAUUUCACAGGUUGGCUGGAGUAGCCAUGGGCCAGGGCCAUCCCAGGGCACUCCACAUCCGGGCUUCCCAGGAGGUAUGGCUGGCGGUGGAGCUCACAGACCAGGGGUAUCCUGAUACACAUAACGCUGGAGCGGUCCUGGCAAAACAGCUGGUCCAGCACAGGCUGGUCGGGGCUUGGAGCUGUGCCAGGCUGCCUUGGUAGGACAGCUGAAGCUGGUGGGAUACAAAUACUCAGUCCAUAACAUUCACCGUUGUAGCACCAGCACCAGAAUGCAGAAGAGAGUCUGACAUGUCCUAGGCAAUCAAUAAAUAUUUGCUAAGUAAUUUAAUGAAUUAUAGAAGUUCAUUCCCCAAUAAGUUCAUACAAGUUGCCCCACAUGUAGCACUCCAUCCUGCAGGUCAGGGCGUGUCACUGUACAUUCCCCAGUCUGCCAUCAAUGCCACAGUGGAAGAAGACAUCCUGCUCUCAGUUGAAUAUUCCUGCCACGGUGUCCCAACCAUCGAAUGGAAGUAUACGUCCACCUGGGGAGUGCAAAAGAUCGUGGAAUGGAAGCCAGGGACUCAGGCCAACAUCUCCCAAAGCCACAAGGACAGAGUCUGCACCUUUGACAAUGGCUCCAUCCAGCUCUUCAGUGUGAGCGUGAGAGAUUCUGGCUACUAUGUCAUCACAGUGACAGAGCACCUGGGGAGCAGCCAGUUUGGCACCAUCAUGCUGCAUGUGUCGGACAUUGUCUCCCCCUUCCCCUCAUCCCGCUCCCUAGAGAUCCUCUAUGAAGACCUCCACUUUGUUGCUGUCUUCCUUGCUUUUCUUGCUGCUGUGGCCGCAGUGUUAAUCAGCCUCAUGUGGGUUUGUAAUAAGUGUGCAUAUAAAUUCCAGAGGAAGAGAAGACACAAACUCAAAGAAAGCACAACUGAGGAGAUUGAGCUGCAGGAUGUUGAGUGUUAGCCAAGACUGGGCCCAAUUACAGUCCUACCUCAAGAGGAAAACAUUAUUUCCCAACAAAAGCAGUAAACAUGGCCAAUCUACCCCAGAGUCUCCUGUUGUCCCACUACAGCCACCCAUUCCUGAUGAGACUGCCAGACAUUAACAAAAGUGACUGUGUGGAGUCGAGGACUCUGGACUGGAAGGUCCUUUCUAGCACUUGCACAAAGUUCAAGGAGAAGUGUGCUUGACCUUUGCUUGGCUGCAGCUUCAGGGCCAUGUUGACCCCUACCAAUGGUUUGGUACAGGCACCUGCUGCUAGCUCACUGUUCUGUUCUUGCCUGGGGGUUGGCCAUUGGAGGAAUCCCGGUAUCUGAAACCAGAGUAUCCAGAUUGAGUGUGCAGUCAGCACUGGAACAAAUUCUCUGUGCUCCUAUUUGCCCUGCUUCUGCCUCUAACCCUCUGCCGCAGGGGCAACUAUGAGAAAACCUGAGGCUUUUAGACAGUCUGCUGCCCACAAAGCAGAGGUCGGGACCAAGAGCCUGCUGUUCUGCUGUCUUGAGUUACUGUGAGCAGGGCAAGAGCCCCAUGGCCUGGAGCUUUAAGGAGAGGAUCUUAACAUGUUCCUGAGGGACCAGCACUGGUAAUAAGGAAUAGAGAGAAAAUUACCAUGCUCUUCAUUUUAUUCCAACAUCAAUUGGAUUUUCCCUCCUACGGCCCUAAUUUUCACCAAAGUUCUUCUCCAUUAUAGGCAGCAUCUGGCCUCCAAAUGGCCUCAUGACAAGCUAGGUAACACUACAUGUGUGAAAGCUGCAUGAUGAAUAGUACAACUGGGCAGUUAGCUCGGGCUUCACAUCCAUCCCCUGCGUCACCAACGCUUCACGUCUCAAUCAGGCCCUUGUUCUCUCCCAGCUGGGCUAAGAACCAUUUGGUGCUUACCUACCUCACAGUCAGGGUAUCAAGUGAAGCCCACAGUAUGCACAGAGCUCACCGAGCAAGUUAAGAACGGCCUGAGGAGUCUUCAAGAAUCUGGAAGGCAAUAAGCACUAAAUUAUCUGAGUACUGGAAACUGAUAAAAUGUUCUGAGUAUUGGGGUUCCAGGUAGAAUUGGGGACCAGGUCCCAGCUGGGCUUGGCUCUUACUCUCUCAGGUUGUUGAUCACAGUGUUUACUUGAAAGGUUCUCCAUCCCAACUCCCAUCUGGCAAGCUCUUUAGUAGGCACGAGUUCAUUUUCCAUUGUCUUUCCCUCUCUAGCAUGCUUAGCCACAGACCAAAAGUAUCACCCUUCCUGAAGUGGAGGCCGAAGCUCAGCAGUGGAGGCUGAGGUUAGUGGCUGUGUCCCCAGUCCUCAGCUGCAAAUUCACCCAUGUAAAUAUGAAGGAGAGCUAGCACAUUGCCUUCCUGUUCUCUCUCUGAGUCCCAGAUGUCCACAUCUUUUCCACUCCCCCAUGUGGCAGAUAAGGAGUUAACUGGAGAUGUUAGUGUGAGGCCUUUCUUUGAAUCAUGAAUCCAGGUUUACAAGAAGGGAUCUUUUGGAGUAUACAGACAGGAGCCCUCAGGAUCUACAAUGGCUCCAAAGACACUACUUGGUUUGUAAGGCAAGAGAGUAGUUGUCUGCACAACUGACUUGCAGCUCUAGCACCUGCCACAUUGAAGGUUUUCGCCUUCAGGCCACCUGUACACGUGUAUAAACAUGAAUACCUGAGCCCUUUCCCCAGGCGAUGGACAGAGGAACCAAGCCCCGUGCCAGGAGGUUCCUUAUUCUGGCCUCCAGUACCAUGAAGCAGCAGGGUGAGGAUCCCACAUUAAAGGGGGUCAAGGAUGAUGUGCGCAGUUCUCCUCUUUGACACAGAGAGCCCACCUGCAGGAAGGCAGCUUGGACGGGUGGCUGCUGGAGUCUGUGUGUCCUCCGACACCAUCUGCCUCCCAGAAUUCUACCUCCCAGCUUGUCAGCGGGGUAAUGUUCCUAAUGAAAGGAGAAAUGGAAACGAGUCCCCAGUGAGAGGCCUCCACGGGCAAACCCAGAUGUAAAUUAAACUGUCCCCCUUCCCAAAACUCACACAGGGUUAUUCCCUCAGCUUUCCAUUUCUUUAUUUGGUACUUUUAAAGCUCCGGUCCUGAACAUUGCCUUGGAAAGUGUUUGAUUCCUGAGCCUGAGGUUUUUGUCUCUUUCAGAAAAGAAAAUAUUAAAUCAUAGAGUCUGGCCCCUGUAAAUGUUAAGCUGUAAGUUAUAUUUUCAGCUGUGAAAAAUUGGUUUGAGGGAAUGAAAUAAAAACUGAAAAUCAAGCCCUGGCCCUUUGUGUGCGGACCUACGCCUGCCGGGAACUCAGGCCCUGGGCGGGGCUUCCAUUGGCUGCAGGCAGGUGUUACCCGCAGCCCCGCCAGGGUCUGGCACAUUUCUUAAAUGACAAGGGAACUAAUAACAAUGGUUCUAACUGUAAACAUUCUUUAGCAAAUCAGAAAACACCACCUAGUGAGCCUAUCAUUCUCCCCUGUAUUGUAGCCAGACGACUAAUUGAAGUUUCUGC
This is a messenger RNA of Manis pentadactyla (Chinese pangolin), 6376 nucleotides long. It is a transcript of the gene VSTM5, whose product is annotated as V-set and transmembrane domain containing 5. Gene Ontology annotation, cellular component: plasma membrane; axon; dendrite. The record is from RefSeq and is a predicted model, not a curated record. Gene Ontology annotation, biological process: filopodium assembly; positive regulation of excitatory synapse assembly. The coding region runs from base 3255 to 3872 and encodes 205 amino acids. The transcript has 4 exons. Lineage: Eukaryota; Metazoa; Chordata; Mammalia; Pholidota; Manidae.